Drosophila ananassae is the source of this 1015-nucleotide messenger RNA. Its product is annotated as transmembrane protein 177. The record is from RefSeq and is a predicted model, not a curated record. The transcript has 3 exons. The coding region runs from base 33 to 989 and encodes 318 amino acids. Lineage: Eukaryota; Metazoa; Arthropoda; Insecta; Diptera; Drosophilidae.
CACUGCGAUUACAAAACAACUGGCGUGCAAAUAUGAAGCCGAAACUAAAAUCCGGUGGAGGAUUUUUCUCCUUUUUUAAGACUGAACUAGGACGACGACUGGUGUUUUAUACGGCAGGAAGCACAACAGUUGCACUGUUUGUGGGAAAUUUCCUGCCCCACACAUUCGGCCUGAAGUAUUACCAGCAGUUUGUGCAAUGCUAUCAAAAUGGUGUGGAGCGUCCUGUUCCACCGGAUGUACAGCAGCGCCUGGAGAAGGCGGAGGAUCUGCUAGGACUGGGUCCCUUUGAGCGCAAGUUCGUGAAGCCCUUCACAGUCUUCGGAUUCGAUCUCUUCCAGGCGGGCACGACCAAGAUGCGUUUCGGCGGUGCCGUGGGAAUACCCGUUAACUAUGGGUACACCAGUCCGGAAGAGAUAAAGCGGGCGGAUAUUCGCUUUAGGGAUCAGCAGAUCAACUGGAGUUCCCCCAGCGGCAAGCUGUUGGAAGAGGCCAUCGUCCUGAACGAAGAUGAGCAGGUUUUCGGAUUGACUAAAACUGUGCUGCAGCUACAGACCCAUCGAGUGUUGCUGAAUUCCAUAUUCCCCAGUGUUAGCUUCCUCAUGGUGUACACCAUGGGUCACUACCUGAACCUGCGACUUAAUCUAUUUGCCCGCCAUGGAAGUAUCCGUUUCGUUCUGUACAGCAUCCUUGGACUUUUUGGAGUCGGUAUGUGGUCCUUUAUGAAAGACUUUAACCAGGUCUCCACGGAUGCUGAUAUUGACAAGACACUGGCGUCCAUGGGUCCCAAAUUUGUAGCUGCUGGGGUCAGCUACUAUGAUAAGCAUUUGAAAAAGAACAUUGCCCUGAGGGACCUAAUUGGAGACGACACCUACACUGCCUUGGGAAACGAAAACUACUUGUUGCGACAAAAGUCAAUGCCAUUGACUGCCCGAAAAUCGUUCUUUUUGGAGAAGUUGGAGGAACUGAAGAAGGCACCUGAAACCCAAUAAAUAGGUUAUACGUUGUUUUUAUUGCA